Toxorhynchites rutilus septentrionalis is the source of this 1366-nucleotide messenger RNA. Its product is annotated as phenoloxidase-activating factor 2-like. The record is from RefSeq and is a predicted model, not a curated record. Bases 280 to 1341 code for a protein of 353 amino acids. Gene Ontology annotation, molecular function: serine-type endopeptidase activity. The transcript is spliced from 6 exons. NCBI's taxonomy places the organism in Eukaryota, Metazoa, Arthropoda, Insecta, Diptera, Culicidae. Gene Ontology annotation, biological process: proteolysis.
UUUACUAUUGAAUUUCUGGCGAAACAGCGUACAAUCUCUCAGUUCGGUUGCAGACAUCCAAGUGUUCACAGUUCGUUCAAUAACUCGAAAGCGCGGAAGCAUCUCAGCGCGUGUCGAUGAUCGAUUCAGCGUUUCUACAAGGUUUUGUGCAUUCUCACGUUUAUCACCCCACUGGCGCUUGCUCCAAUUAAGCAAACUUGUAAACUGAAAAUGAGUGAAAGGGAUCUCCUGCGGCAGUUAUAAGCAAAGUUUGCACUUUUCAUCGUGAAUUGUAAACAGAUGUUGAUUCGAUUGUGUUCGCUGGUGAUUUUGUUGCAGUUCGUUGUAACAAUCUCAGCAAAGGAAAAGCGAAAAUGUAUUGGCGGACUUUGCAUUCCACCGGAACUGUGUCGACCAGUGAGCGUGAACGUUUACGAUGACAUGCAUCUGGAAUUUUUCAGUUCCAACGAGUGCCGACGAGGUCACUUAAAAUGUUGCCCAUACGAACGCAUUGUGCGAGCGCCGGACACAGAGGCGCCAGACGAAAACGAGAGAGUGUGCGCUGCUAGGAACAACGGCGGGAUCGGUAAUUUCAUGUACCAUGACAGAUCAAAGGCGAAGUAUGGAGAAUUCCCAUGGAUGGCCUUCGUGUACACUAUCCAGGAGGACUAUGAAAUUUACCUCUGCGGAGGAACGUUAAUCCACUCGAAGGUGGUGCUCACUAUUGCCCACUGCAUCGAGGGAAAACACCCGAGCCAGCUGCGGGUACGCUUCGGAGAAUGGGACCUAGAGGACAUGAUUGAAAUCUACCCACCCCAGGACCGUGCCAUACUGAAAAUGAUAAUCCAUCCCCAUUUCUAUGGUGAACUGCUACAAAACGAUAUCGCAAUCCUUUUCUUGGAUGAUCACGUAUGGUUCACCGAGGUUGUCGGAACGGUUUGCCUCCCGCCACAAAAUUCAAACUUCGACAACAAACGAUGUGUUUUUUCCGGCUGGGGAGAAGACAUCAACGGUAGAAAUUCAUCCAUCUUGAAGCGAACGAAGCUGCCGAUUGUGCCGCGAGGCCAGUGCCAGAAAGCUCUCAGAAAACAGCUGAACGAUCGACAUUUCCAGCUCCACGAAGGUUUCCUUUGCGCCGGAGGUGAAUCAGGUAAGGAUGCCUGCAAAGGAGACGGUGGAUCUCCGUUGGUGUGUAAGAUUCCAGAGUCGGAAAAUCAGUACUACCUGGUUGGAAUCGUUGCAUUCGGAGCAGAAUGUGGCGCUCACGGUGUACCGGGGGUAUACGUGAAUGUUCCUUAUUACCGUGAUUGGAUAGAUGGCGAGAUUGCGAAAAUGUAUCAUGUUGAUAUAUUUGUAAAUUAAUAAAUAAACCAAUUAUCUUAAAUAA